UACCACGCCACGGAGCGCGUGUGCGUCACAUCUUAGGAGGCGGGCGCGUCCCGGCUAGGUUUCCUCGGCGACCGCCGGGGUCCGCCGACUCGCGGUGUGUCGGGGCUUUGCAGACAUGGGGACCCCUCCAGGCCUGCAGGCCGACUGCGAGGCGCUGCUCAGCCGCUUCCAGGAGAAGGACAGCGUGCGCUUCGAGGACUUCACGGAGGUCUGGAGGAGCAUGAAGUUCGGGACCAUCUUCUGUGGUAGAAUGAGAAAUUUAGAAAAGAACACGUUUACAAAAGAAGCUUUAGCUUUGGCUUGGCGAUAUUUUUUACCUCCAUACACCUUCCAGAUCAGAGUUGGUGCUUUGUAUCUGCUCUAUGGAUUAUAUAACACCCAACUGUGUCAACCAAAACAAAAGAUUAGAGUUGCCCUGAAGGAUUGGGAUGAAGUUUUAAAAUUUCAACAAGAUUUGAUAAAUGCACAACAUUUUGAUGCAGCGUAUAUUUUUAGAAAGCUACGACUAGACAAAGCAUUUCACUUUACAGCAAUGCCCAAAUUGCUGUCAUACAGAAUGAAGAAAAAAAUUCAGCGAGCUGAAGUUACGGAAGAAUUUAAGGACCCAAAUGAUCGUGUAAUGAAGCUUAUCACUUCUGAUGUAUUAGAGGAAAUGCUGAAUGUUCAUGAUCAUUAUCAGAACAUGAAACAUAUAAUUUCAGUUGAUAAGUCCAAUCCAGACAAAGCCCUCAGCUUGAUAAAGGAUGAUUUUUUUGACAAUAUUAAGAACAUAGUUUUGGAGCACCAGCAGUGGCACAAAGACAGGAAGAAUCCAUCCUUAAAAUCAAAAGUUAAAGAUGGAGAAGAAAAGAGAGAAGGAAAUUCACAAGAAUCAGAGAGAUGUGAAAGGGCAGAAUCAUUAGCAAAAAUAAAAUCAAAGGCCUUUUCAGUUGUUGUUCAGGCCUCCAAGUCCAGAAGGCAUCGUCAAGUCAGACUUGACUCUUCUGACUCUGACUCUGCGUCUGGUCAAGGACAGAUCACAGCCACUAGGAAGAAAGGAAACAAAGAAAUGUUGAAAUCAGCAGGAAAGAAGAUGUCUUCCAGGAAAAGAGAUGACACACAGAAUAUACAUAAGGAAGAUAAAUGUUUAAGUCUGAGUAUGCCUGUAAUUACAGAAGAGGACGAGGAGAACAAAAGUUACAGUGAAACAGAGUUCACUGCACCCAAGAGGAAAAGAAAACACAGAACAAAGAGCUUGGUGUAGAGUUCUGAAUUUUGAGCUUUCUGAAGAAGAAAAGAUUUUAUGUUUUGUGUAUUGAACAGGAAGGUUGCCAGUAUUAAAAAUAAUUCUUCUGGGAAACUGUAGGUUAUUUUUUUUUGAAAUGGUAAUACUUUAACAUACUUCUAGAAUAAAAAUACAAAAAAUUAGAGUAAGAAUUUGCUCUGAAAUUUAAUUUUAACAUUUUUCUUUUGUGAAAGCCGCAUAGAGAUAAAAUUUAGAUUCAGAAUGUUACAGAAAUAAUUCUGCCUUGUUGCACCCAAGAGAAAUAAAUACCUACCACCCCCCCACACACAAAAGAAAUAAUCCUGUUUUUUGCAGAUUAUUAUUAUUUCCUACAACUUCCUGUGAUAUUAUACUAUGUUAGUACAGUUGUGGUAAUAUUAACUAUUGUAUUUAAAAUCUUUUUUUCUUGAAAUACUUAAUGUUUAUUACAUGUAAAUGGCUAUUUUGUAUCUGGUAAUGGUUUUGUUUAUGAUGUGUAUUAACUAUUUUAUAUUGUAUGUCUAAGUGCACUAAAGUUUUUGCCUUAUUUGCUUUGUUUUUUAGUAUAUGAAACAUACAUGGGUAGUAACUUCUGUGAUUAAUAACUUAGGAAGCUCAGUUUCUACUUCUGCAAGCAAUUAAAUAUUCUUUGGUGCUUAUUGUAAAGCUCCCUUUGGCCUAACAUUUAUGUAUGUAUCCAUUCUGUUUGUAUAUGUAUAGAUAUAUGUAUACAUCUGUCCAUAUCUAUAUCUCUAUAUAUUUUAUAGUAUGAUUAGUAAAAUACAUUAAGUACAACAUUACUGAUUAUUUCUAGUAAAACCUUUAAGAGUGGUAAUGUAAAUUCCAGAAUGUGUCUAUGGUACAGAAUCGUUGGUACUCAGAAAAAAAUUUUAUAGCUUCCUGGAUGUGCCUCUCUGUUAAUUUCUCAUUUGAGACAUUUAAAUGGAGGUUGUCUGUGCCAUGUUGUUUGAAUUGCUGCCAUCUCCAUAUCAUAUGGUUGACUCAGCCUGUCUUACAGUAUACUCCGUGCUGUUUUCCAGCAUUGUUAAUUCAGGAAUUCUGCAGAUGUCUUGUGAGUGACAUUGUGUGAUAUCUAGAAUCUUUCGAAAUCAAAAUCCUGACACUAGCCCAACUAAAACUUCCAUUUAUGACAGUCUAUGUCAUCACACUAACUACUAAACAAAAUUGUUUCCCAUGACUGACUUCAGAUGUUUCUGGUAAUAGAUGGGGCAGUUUUUGUAAUGUGGACAUUGGCAGAGCUUCUGGGAUUUAAAUAUUCUAGGGUUGAGCCACUCAGAGGUAUGGGUCCAUUAUUGGCCACUUGUAUAGCAAGUUAUUUGCUAGAACUUGUCUCAUCAUUAAAGUCUAGAAACACUUUACAGAUUACACAGUGAGUUGCCCUCUAUUUUUUUUUUUGUAACAGUACUUAUGAUAUACAGUGGUACCUCGGUUUUCGAACGUAAUCCAUUCCAGAAGACCGUUCGAGUUCUGAAACGUUCGCAAACAGCCGACAGCUAGGCCUCAGGAUCUUGCACUCAGCAGAAGCUGCGUGACGUGUUCGACUUGCGAGGCAUGUUCGAGAACCGAAGCAUUUACUUACGGGUUUACGGUGUUUGUAAACCGAAAUGUUCGUCAACAGAGACGUUCGAAAACCAAGGUACUACUGUACAAGGUAUCAUUUCAUUGUACAAUGAAGAAACUGUACCUCAGGAUGGUAAAUGCCUUGCUCACAUUCACAACAUUAGUAAAUGGUGCAUCUGAGGAUACAAAUGCAGGGCUCUCUGGCCCAUAAUUUCAGUGUCAUUUUAUAUAAGCCAACAGAAAUGGAAAUCCAGACAGAUACUCUUGACUGCAACCAAUAAAGCCCUAUUUCAAAAUGGCUUAAACAAGAAGGAAAGUAUUUUAUAACCAGUUGAAUCUCAGUGUGGGGUGGCUCUGGGUUAUAUAUAUCUGGGUUAUAUCAUUUCAAUGAUGGCUUCAUACAUUCAGGUUUGGGUCCGUAGCGAAAGCUUUUUAUUAGUGCAGGGAACUGUUUACCAGCCAAAUUCCUAGAUGCUAGCCAAGGACCAACCUUGCAAGCAAGCGUUUCUAAGGUAGCAGUCUCAGACCUACUAUGUUACAUCUUUUCUGCACAGGUGGGUUCAUUUCAUUUUUCACUAUUUCGAACAAUGUUGUGUUGACCUUUGUGUGUAUACCUUGGCUUACUUAUGUUAGUGUUUCUGUUGGAUAAAUCUACAUGUGAAUUUGCUUAUCAAAGAGUAUGUGUUUAAAAUUUUGAUAUUUAUUGCCAAAUUGGACUCCAGAAAGACUGCCCGUUUACAUUCUUACUAACAGUAUUUGCGAGGGACUCUCCCCACCUCCAUUACACUGGUUAUCAUUCUUUAUAAUCAUUGUCAAUUGAAUGCAGCCUGGAUCUUAAGAACAGAAAAUGUAGAAAGAUAAAAGUAGCAAAACUGUACUAAGCAGAUGUGAGUUGUUACUGGUUACGUCUGACAGAGUGCAGUGCUUUAGCCGAUAGCAAGUUUUUCAUGAAUAUAUUCUGCAGAUAGGGGGUGAAUCACUUGAUGGAAAUGAAACUUAUUGAACAGAGUUCAAAUGGAAAAUAUUUGUAUUUUAACAGUGGGUUUUCAGAAUUAAAAUGUGGUGUCCAAACACUCGUUACUUACUAAAUUAAGCUAUUUGUAUGUUCAACUUAAUUACAAUAAAAUGUACCAAGUCCUAAAUACAUUAUUUUAAUAUUAAAUAUUUACUAAAUUAAUGAUUUGUAAGGGAAAAGGCAUUGUGGUCAUGUUUAUAAACCUGAGCUGUGUUUUAAACGAUACCUCUACUUUCAGAAAUCAUAAUAUAUGAAAGUAUUAUUCAAAGUCGAGAAUUGGAAUUAUACUGGUUUUAAUGCUACAUGCCAGGUUUACUUGGAGGAUCUAAAAAACCAUGAAUAAAAGAAGUGGGACCAUAAGGAAAAUGAGUAUGGAUGACUAUUAGGAGAAUAUUUUUCACUUUGAAAUUAAAAUGUUAAUUUAUUUCUUCAGAAGGAAAGUACCCUGGAAAUGUGCAGUUCUGUAUGAGAAAUCUUACUGUGUUGUCUUUGUUUCCUUUUCUGGUACUGAUAAAAGUUUAUGUUGUUGUGAGCACACCUAAGAUCCAGUCUGGGUUUAUAACCCCUAUCUGUUAAUGCUUCAAAGGUUUUCUAAUUGUGAGUAGACAUAUUCAAUGUGGGGAAACACUCCCAAUCUCUUCAACUUCAGUUAAAGUGCGUGUUCCCUGAAACAGACACAGUUGUACCAGCUGCAAGGUGUUUUCUACUGCCGAAGGAGGACUAAUGGUCCAACUUUUAGGCAAAGAUUUUGUCUUCUAUGGGGAUUUCCACAACAGUGUUACAGGGAAAUUCAUUAAAAAUGCAUGUAUCUAAGUGUUUUGAAUACUUGUAAUUUUCUCACCUAGAAACUAAGAAGUUAAAAAUUUGUAUCCUAGUUUUGCCACUGAUUCAUUGUGCAUCCUUAAAGAAUUCAUUUCUUUUCAAAUCUUUUCUCAGCUGUAAAUUCAAGAUAAUACAGAAGAUUUUACUGAGUUGUCAGAAGUAUUAAGAAUGCAUAAUGCUUUGAAAAUGCAAAGAUAUGAAUACUAAACUUCAAAAGAAUUGCCGCUGAAAAGUGUAAGCUUUUAAUAUACACUUGGAACCCAAGGAAACCGGAGUGAUUAUUAGUGCUUAAUGUGAUUUUUGAGGUGAUUUUCUUAUGUCAUAAUAAUUAAAAGGUUGUGCGUUUACACAGAAACUCAGAUUGACAGGAGACAAAGCUCUUAUGGCUCAAUCAACAACCUAAGGAGCACCUGGUUUCUUUUUUCCAACUUGAAUUAGUUAUAAUAUAUAUCCUCUUCCUAAUAGCCUAUUUUGGUUA
Messenger RNA from Rhinolophus ferrumequinum (greater horseshoe bat), 5139 nucleotides. It is a transcript of the gene SNAPC1, whose product is annotated as small nuclear RNA activating complex polypeptide 1. Bases 116 to 1243 code for a protein of 375 amino acids. The transcript is spliced from 10 exons. Gene Ontology annotation, molecular function: sequence-specific DNA binding. Gene Ontology annotation, biological process: snRNA transcription by RNA polymerase II; snRNA transcription by RNA polymerase III. The record is from RefSeq and is a predicted model, not a curated record. Gene Ontology annotation, cellular component: snRNA-activating protein complex. Lineage: Eukaryota; Metazoa; Chordata; Mammalia; Chiroptera; Rhinolophidae.